AUGUCAACCUCUGCUAAUCUCAUGGCAGAGCACACAGCCCUCUGUGCUGCACUCCAGAAGCUCUCCGAUCUGCUUGAAGAGCAGCCUGAUGAUCACCAGCGCCUCCGAAAAGAGAUGGAGGAACUGCUGAACCAGAUUGAUGAGCUUGAUCAUUUGCUUCAAGAGUUGGAAGAGAGAGCCAGUCAUCCCUCUCCUACCUUUUCUGACGACAGCGCCAACUCUCCUUUCCAUCAGGAUGCUGACGGGUUUACAAGCCCAACGGAUGCUGCAGGCUUCAGUGGUGUCAAUGAGAGUGACACUGACGGCUAUGACGAUGCAGAGGAAGGUAUGAAUUCCCACCUUUGCGAGAAACUUGGGAGGAAGGGUUACGACCGCGAUGCAGUACAUAUAUCCCUUCUCUCAGUUAUCCUCCUCCUUAAAGUGAGACUGCAUCUCUGUGGUGACAUCAUCAACAUCAUGGCCUCUGCCACGGGGAUCCCCCAAGAACAUCCUCAAACUAUCGAGGCAAGAGAAGACGAGCCUCUUUUAGGCGCCCCAGGUGCAGUAACACAGGGAGAUACCGAGGGUAUCUGUCGUAAUCUGAUCAAAGGAACUGCUGCUGUUGCUCAAGCUGGCAUAUUAAUUCUGGCGGCUCUUGUGUGGUCUGGCAUCUUUACGCAUGACUUGAUAUUCUUUUCUGCUCAUCCACUUCUAAACUCUUCCGCCUUGUUCCUCCAAGUACAAGCAGCCCUCAUUCUGCAACCGACCGCGACACCUCAACAAAAGCUCACGGGCACCCGCAUUCACUACACCCUUCAAGCUACAAGCCUGGCCGCAUUUAUCGCAGCUUUUAUCAUCAUCGAGGUGAACAAAGGCGAUCAUCCACGUCUGACGUCCCCCCACGGCAUCCUUGGCUUGAUAACCUACAUCUUCAUCAUCUUCCAGGCUUUGCUAGGAGUUGUGCAGUACUUUUUCCCGGUCAUCAUCCUAGGCAGCCUUGCAGCAGGAAAGAAGCUAUACAAGUAUCACCGUCACCUUGGAUACUUGGUGCUUCUCUUGGAGCUGGCGACGGUGGCAGCGGCCACACAGACAACCUACAAUCUGAACGUGCUGCGUAUUCCUCUCUGGGGUAUUCUUGUGGCCGCAGUACUGGUUGUUGCAGGAGUCGGCGCCAGGAUCAAGAAGCACAAGUUGGGUUUUUGA
Messenger RNA from Aspergillus clavatus NRRL 1, 1182 nucleotides. Its product is annotated as cytochrome b561 domain-containing protein. Bases 1 to 1182 code for a protein of 393 amino acids. Gene Ontology annotation, molecular function: transmembrane monodehydroascorbate reductase activity. The record is from RefSeq and is a predicted model, not a curated record. The transcript is spliced from 6 exons. Lineage: Eukaryota; Fungi; Ascomycota; Eurotiomycetes; Eurotiales; Aspergillaceae.